CCAGAACAUCAGGGGGCAGACGAGAGCCAGGCUAACGUUGCACUUCUCGAUAGCCGAAGAAGAACCUGCUUAGCCGAGCAAAAUGGCGGACGUUGAAAUGGACAUCAUGUCCAGAAGAAUGAAUAAUGGAAACGAACACGUAAAGCAAGACCUGGAGAGAGACGAAAGAAGCGGGAAUGAGGACAGCGGAGACUUGUCAGAAGAGGAGGGCGAAGAGGAGCAGGCGGGGACUAAUGGCGAGAAGAAUGAGGAAGGGUCCAAGCAUCACAGCAGCAGCGGCGGGAAACACAAGAGGAAAAAACACAAGCACCGCAGCAAGCACAAAAAGCACAAACACGCAGCCGAGGAGGACAAGGAGCGCAAGCGUAAGCACCGCCAUAAGCAUCGGAAACACAAACGCAAGGAGGCCUCCUCCCCCGCCGCCGCCACCGCCGCUGACGUCCCUUUUGGCGCCGCCAGCAACAGGAAGCUGGAGUCCUCUCCGUCCUCCGGAAACCCCAGUCUGGACGACCGGGCCGUGCUGGAGGAUCUGGAGAAGCAGAGGGCCCUGAUCAAGGCUGAGCUGGAUAGCCAGCUGAUGGAGGGCAAGGUCCAGUCUGGCAUGGGUUUGAUCCUUCAGGGGUACAACUCUGGGUCCGAGGAGGACGCCGACGGCAGGUUCAGAAACGGAGAGCAGCGUCCGAGGGGCAGCUCAGGUAAACUCAUAUCUCCCAAAGGGGAAAAAGGCGGGAAAUCCAGAAGGGACUCAAUCGACGGCAGUAAAUCCGGGUCCAAGCGCCGCAGUCGGAGUAAGUCGACAGACAAGCCGGCCAAGGAGCCCAAGCCGGACAAGGGGACCAAAAGCAGCAAGGAGGCUGCAGCGAAAGACCGCGGGCGCGCGCGGAGCAGAUCGAAAGACAGAAAACAGAAACAGUCCGGCAGCGCCGAUCGCUUCAAGGAGAAGAGGAAGUCUGCCUCUCCUCCCAGCUUCAGGAACGAGCAGAAGGCCGGGCGCCCCGACAAGCGCUCGUCCCCGCAGCGAGACGAGAGACCAAACCAGGAGAGGCCGAGCCGGCGCUCCAGGUCGCCCGUACGGGACCGGCCCAGCCGCUCCGACGCCGAGCGGGACAAGCGGCCGGCCAAGUCCCCCUCCAAGGACACGUCGCUGGGAAAGGAGAACCGCUCCCCUCACAGACGAGGACCCCACAGCCCGGCGAGGAGACGCAGCGCCUCCCCCCGCCACAGAGACGCCCACCACCCCUCAGCCGGUGCCUCAGACAGGACUUCAAAACAUUCUCCGCCCAGAAGGUCCCCGGCCCGGAGAGCACGCAGCCGCUCAACAGAGGCCCGCAGGAGGGAGGCAGACAGACAGGACUCACCUCUGAGGAAGCGAACUCGGGCCGACGCCGGGCCGCUCGGGGACCGGUCCCGGGAGAAGAGUCCCAGGUCGGCCUCUCGGCGCAGGGUGAGCCGCUCGCCUCUGAGGAGGAGGUCUCCGUCGCCGCCGCUGCCGCGCCGCUCUCGCUCCUCGCCUCGGAGGCGAAGCAGGUCUCCGCUCAGGCGCAGGUCCGGGGAGAGAGACCGGUACGGACGGCCGCGCCAGUACCGCCGCUCCAUGUCCCGGGAUCGCAUGAGGAGACGGCGCCGCAGCAGAGACGAAGACAAGUUCAAAGGAAGCCUGUCGGAGGGGAUGAAGCUGGACCAGGAGUCCUCCGAGGAUGAAAUGUUGGAAGACUUUGAAGGGGAGGAGAUCGACGAAGAAGCUCUUAUCGAGCAGCGGCGUCAGCAGCGCAUGGCCAUCGUCCAGAAAUACAAGACGGCCAACGAGGAGAGCAACAUGGCGUCGGAGCCCAACAGCCCUCAGAGCAGCACGCGCAGCCGCUCGCCUUCGCCCGACGACAUCCUGGAGCGGGUGGCCGCGGACGUCAAGGAGUACGAGCGGGAGAACCUCAACACGUUCGAGGCCAGCAUCAAAGCCAAGCACAACCUGAUCGCCCAGGAGAAAGACGCAGCAGCCAACCCAAAGAAGCCCACCGCCCCCGACAUGUUCACGGAGUCCGACGACAUGUUCGCCGCUCAUUUCGACAGCGCCAGGAUGAGAGCAGCCGGCGUGGGGAAGGACUUCAAGGAGAACCCCAACCUCAGGGACAACUGGACCGAUGCCGAGGGAUACUACAGGGUGAACAUCGGCGAGAUGUUGGACAAGCGCUACGACGUGUACGGCUACACGGGCCAGGGAGUGUUCAGCAACGUGAUCAGAGCCAGGGACACGGCCAGGGCCGGCCAGGAGGUGGCGGUCAAGAUCAUCCGCAACAACGAGCUCAUGCAGAAGACGGGUUUGAAGGAGCUGGAGUUCCUCAGGAAGCUGAACGACGCCGACCCAGACGACAAGUUCCACUGCCUCCGCCUCUUCCGCCACUUCUACCACAAGCAGCAUCUCUGCCUCGUCUUCGAGCCUCUGAGCAUGAAUCUGCGCGAGGUGCUGAAGAAAUACGGCAAAGACGUCGGGCUCCACAUCAAAGCCGUGCGGUCGUACAGCCAGCAGCUCUUCUUGGCUCUCAAGCUGCUCAAACGAUGCAACAUCCUCCACGCUGACAUCAAGCCAGACAACAUCCUGGUGAACGAAUCCAAAACCAUCCUGAAGCUGUGCGACUUCGGGUCCGCGUCGCACGUCGCCGACAACGACAUCACUCCAUAUCUGGUCAGCCGCUUCUACAGAGCUCCGGAAAUUAUCAUAGGAAAGCCCUACGACUACGGCAUCGACAUGUGGUCCGUGGGCUGCACGCUGUACGAGCUCUACACCGGCAAGAUCCUGCUGCCCGGCUCCUCCAACAACCACAUGCUCAAGCUGGCCAUGGACCUCAAGGGCAAGAUGCCCAACAAGAUGAUCCGCAAAGGCCUGUUCAAAGACCAGCACUUUGACCAGAACCUCAACUUCCUGUACAUUGAAGUAGACAAAGUGACCGAAAGGGAGAAGGUGACCGUGAUGAGCACCAUCAACCCCACCAAAGACAUGCUGGCGGAGCUGAUCGGCGGGCAGCGGCUGCCCGAGGACCAGAGGAAGAAGGUGAUGCAGCUGAAGGACCUGCUGGAGAGCACGCUGAUGCUGGACCCGGCCAAGCGCAUCAGCAUCAACCAGGCCCUGCAGCACCCCUUCAUCCAGGAGAAAAUCUAAGGCCAGGCACUCCAGCAGCCCACGGGGACAGAAGCAACCACUAAAGCAGCUCUGGAGGGACUCUGCAGCGAGGCGGCCCACCCUCCCCUCCGUUCUAAGUUACGCGUUUUAUUGUAAAUAAAUCCCCCCCCCUCCUACGAAACGGUAGCCAUCCCUCCACACGCUGAUUCUUCUGUUGGGUUUUCACGGCACACCUCCGCUCAAGACGCCGCGACAGACUUCCCUAUUUAACCGGCAACCGGAGCUCCAGAUGUUUAAAAAGAAAAAAGUCUAAUUCCUGUAAAUACUUUUUUGUCCAUUGCAUCGACAGCAUCCAGCGGCAGACGGUAGGAUCUAGUUCGUUAGAGGCAGACGUCUCGUUUGGAAGCGCGUUGCUCACUGUGGGACAAUGCAUGCUUUAUGUUUUUCCCCUUUUUUUUUAUUUUUUUUUUUUUUUUCGUUGUUGAAUGCGCGCCCUCUGUACUCCGUGUGGUGCCAGCCGUGUAAAUGCGCCGUGUCUGCAGAUCCCCACGUGUUAACGGUAAGCCUCGCCAACGUCAUCCAUCGCCCUCAGCCACUGACGCCUGAACUGAAGGAAAAGAUGCAGAUGUGUGUUUUGGAUUCAUUUCAAAUUUUCGGUUUAUUUUAUCAUUUUUUUUACCCUUCUCCUCCUCCUCCUGCACUCUGGCUACAUUCUGGCUCUAAAGGCUCUCCCAUUCAAGUGCCUCCUGUCUGAGCCUGGUGUUUUCAGCACCAAACAAUGCUGGCCUGUAGAAGCCACACCUGUUACCCCCCCCCCACCCCAAACAUUGUGUGUAAAUAUAGCCCAAAGUUACUGUCCUUCCCCGUGUCUUUAAUCCCUUUCUUUACAUCCGCUGGUAAAAAAACCAAUCUUGUGAUUUCAGUAAAGAAUAGUUGUGGAAACGCUGCGGAAAGAGCACCUUCACUAUCAAAUGGCUUUUUAGUAAUAAAAUGUUUCCCAUUAUAUACAAA
Fundulus heteroclitus (mummichog) is the source of this 4126-nucleotide messenger RNA. RefSeq names its product pre-mRNA processing factor 4Bb (gene prpf4bb). Gene Ontology annotation, molecular function: ATP binding; protein serine/threonine kinase activity. The transcript is spliced from 16 exons. The record is from RefSeq and is a predicted model, not a curated record. NCBI's taxonomy places the organism in Eukaryota, Metazoa, Chordata, Actinopteri, Cyprinodontiformes, Fundulidae. Gene Ontology annotation, biological process: peptidyl-serine phosphorylation; peptidyl-threonine phosphorylation; mRNA cis splicing, via spliceosome. The coding region runs from base 83 to 3154 and encodes 1023 amino acids.